UUUGUGAGUAUACCCUCACAUCACACUAGUCCUUAUAAACCUUUUUGUCUGCCCAGUAUGAGACCUUUUCUCCAUGCUUGGGUUAGUGAUGAGGACCACCGCCGCUCUGCUCUCUCUGUAUUUUUGGGUAAACACUGGCAUCCAUGCUGCUAAAACAGGUUCGAAAUGUGGAAUUUCUCAAGUGUGGAACCCGACGGUUUCCUCUCUGAGGGUGGUAGGAGGAACUGAAGCCAUGUACGGAUCACACCCGUGGUUGGUUUCCCUCCAGAACAGGGGCUCUCAUUUCUGUGGAGGAUCCAUCUUGAGUGACUGCUGGAUAAUGACUGCUGCACACUGCUUCACAUCUUUGUCAAAAGAGUUUCUCAGUGGUGUGAGAGUCCUCGUUGGAGAGUUUGACCAGAGAGUACACGAUGAGGAGGAGCAAGUCUUUCUGGUCAAGUCUGUCUCAGUCCAUGAAAAGUACAACCCUGCUCUGCCGAUGAACUAUGACAUAGCUCUCAUAGAGCUGAACCAACGCAUCCAGAUGGGAGCUCGUGUCCAGCCGAUAUGUCUGCCUUUACCUAAUGACAAUAUCCUUCCUCAGACCGCUUGCAUGACGGCUGGAUGGGGGAGGAUAAAGGAACGGGGUCGUCUUCCUAUGGUUCUGAGAGAGGUGCAUUUGGAUUUGGUUGACCGAGCCAAAUGUAAAUAUGUCCUCCAAACUCUUAACCAGAGACUCGUCCGGCCUCAGCCGAGCAUGACAGUUCUGUGUGCCGGCCCAGAGACAGGAGGGAGAGAUGCCUGUCAGGGAGACUCAGGAGGUCCUUUGGUGUGUCCAGCAGGGUCAGAAGGUCAUCGCUGGGUGGCGCUGGGCGUGACUUCCUGGGGUAAAGGAUGUGGUAGGAGCUGGGGAAACAACAGCAGCCGCCCCCCUUCCAAACGAGGUUCUCCGGGGAUUUUCACUGACGUCAGGCUGCUGCUGCCUUGGAUCAAGCGUAAAUUGAGAGAGGCUGAGCACCAGCAGCAGACAACGGUUUCAUCAAGACUCUGCAGCGUGAGAGACGGGCCUGUGUCUGACAUUAACGGGGUAAUCAAAAAUCCCAGGCUCCAUGGCGAUCGCUAUGACAACAACCAGUUGUGUUUGUGGAGCAUCAGCGUUCCUCCAGGUUAUAGUAUUCUGCUGGAGUUCGAUCUUUUUGACUUGGAGAACGACUCGUACUGUCGGUAUGAUCGACUCACUGUUUCAGUAGGAAGCCAUCGGCCUGUUCGGAUAUUCUGUGGAAGUGUGCUGCCCGGCCCAGUUCUUCUAAAUAAUUCCCACAAUGCCACACUUCUCUUUUCCUCUGAUAUUAGCAGAGCAGGAAGUGGCUUUGUAAUUAGGCACCAUGCGGUCAAAGGACACUCUCAUCCUGGAUGUGGAACACUUGUUCUGGUUGAAGAUAAGGCUUCUAUACACAGUCCAAAUCACCCACAAGCCUACAGUAAUGACUGUGUCCUCCACUGGGUAAUCCAUGCUCCUCUGGGUCAUGUGGUUAAGCUGGAGUUUACUGAUUUUGACCUGGAGGAGUCGGAGAGAUGCUUGUAUGAUUCCCUCACUGUCCUGGGAGAUGUUGAAGGAACAGAGGAGAUUGCCUUGCUGUGUGGCGGCAGCAUCCCUCCUCCUGUCCUUUCCUACCACAGCACCAUGGUGCUUCGGUUUACGUCGGACAGCAGCAUCACUCAUAGGGGUUUCAGGGCUACACUGACAUUCAUCAGCAUUACAGACCUUCAUAACCAAAAGAGGACAGAUGUUGAGGAUCUGCCAGAUGUUUUGACAACUUUUGAACCAGUUGUGCAGCAGUACAGAACCAGAGCCCUGCCUCACCGGGCCGAUGUGGACCAUGACGCCUCGGUGGAUGUUACCUUAAAUGUGGACCGGAGUGUAGAUGAAGAUUACAGCAGGGAAUCAUCAGAGCUGGCACAGUAACCUGCAGGAAGGAGGCUACCUGUUAAAUUCUGCUGUCUUUAAGUCUGCUGCUGCUGCUUGGGAAUGCAAAAACAGGAGUUUUCAAUCGCUUGUCUGUUACUUGUUGCUGUUUCCUAGAAUGCUUGCUCUCCAGUUUUCAACAUACUGAUAGUUCAAGAACCACACUGGUAGUUUAGUUUAGUCAUUUUUGUUACAGAAUCCUCAGGAUAUUCCUCGCACCAUUUUGUCAUCUUACUAUUUUCUUACCCUGAAGUUAUGUUCAAGUAUUAAAGACUGUAUUAAAAA
Messenger RNA from Neolamprologus brichardi, 2230 nucleotides. It is a transcript of the gene ovch2, whose product is annotated as ovochymase 2. The record is from RefSeq and is a predicted model, not a curated record. Gene Ontology annotation, biological process: proteolysis; acrosome reaction. Gene Ontology annotation, molecular function: serine-type endopeptidase activity. NCBI's taxonomy places the organism in Eukaryota, Metazoa, Chordata, Actinopteri, Cichliformes, Cichlidae.